AUGUCUCCUCUAAGAAGAACUAGAAAAGUUUAUGGUGUUGAAAAAACUCUAGGUCAUCGAUUCAAAUGUCCUAGUUCCAGAUGUCACUAUUCAUUCGUAAAGUAUGAAAAGCUAGAAAAGCACCUACAAGACAUCCACCUUACAACAGUACAAGGAAUAAGGCAUAGUCAAAACGCGAUACAAAUUCAACACGAUUAUGAUAACAAUACCUUCACUUUCAAAAGUAAUAUAUUCAAACAACUUGAUGAAAUUAAUGAUAAGCUAAAGAUUGCCGAAGAAAAAUACCUACCAUUAAAAAACGGGCAUCCUCAUAUUGGUGAGUUCGGCCAAUGUCGAAAUAGUAUUAGCUUAUUAAAAGUGGAGAUCAAUGGAUUCAACGAUAAGCAAAUUCGUCAACUUAAUAAUAUUUUGGUUAAUAAAGUUGCUGCUGAAGAAAAAGAAAAAGUAGCAACACUUGUUAAAAAGCUUCGUGAGGAAAUUAAAAUACUUGUGAAUGACCUUAAUAAAAAAAAUAAAAUUAUAACGGAGUUAAAGGAAAAAUAUAAAAAUUUAAAUGUGAAAUAUCUCGCGCUUAAAAAGGAUCACGAUUCUGGCGAUGAUCAUUACACAGAAAGCCGACGCUUGCUUGAAAGAGAAAUUGAUGUAUUAAUGCGCCGCAAUUUGGAAAUUUUUGAGGAGGCCGAAGCAACAAAAAUAAGAAAUCGUGAGCUAGAAAAUAAUCUACAUUUAUUAGAGCAACAG
This is a messenger RNA of Dentiscutata erythropus, 741 nucleotides long. The record is from the annotation of a GenBank genome assembly. NCBI's taxonomy places the organism in Eukaryota, Fungi, Glomeromycota, Glomeromycetes, Diversisporales, Gigasporaceae.